Messenger RNA from Auanema sp. JU1783, 990 nucleotides. Lineage: Eukaryota; Metazoa; Nematoda; Chromadorea; Rhabditida; Rhabditidae. The record is from the annotation of a GenBank genome assembly.
AUGGUAGAGCACGUAGGUGGACAUCAGGUGGAGUUAGGGGGAAUUCAUUUACAAAAUGAAAUUCCUUCCGAUGUGAAGAUUGUGCUAUCGGAGCAGGAUGAAUGGCAACUUGAGCAUGCCAAACUUCAUGAAAAACAUCGUGGACAUGAAGCCAUGCACUUCGAAAUGUUUUUAAUUUUAGUCACAACUUUGAUAGUUGGUCAGAUUUUUCUUGUACAGUGGAAGAAACGUCACUUCAAAUCAUAUCAGUUAUGCACUUUACUGGGAAUGUGGCUUAUACCUAUUUAUGUAUGUGUGAGUAGAGAAUGGUACAGAUUCAUUGCGACUUGGGUAAUAUUCACGAUCAUCUCUGCCCUAGUUUGGUUCAAGGCUUCAGCCGAUCAUGUAGCGGGAACGACACCAAGAUUAGUAUACAAAUGGUUUUUGUUUUUACAUAAACUCAGUUAUGUGCUCGGAAUCGUCGGCUACUUCGUUAUGAUGUUCACUUUGUUAGGUUUCGCGUUGGUUUUCAACUUGAGUACUAAUGGAUGUAUGGAUACUGGCAUUCUUCUCUUGUUCUAUGGCUUGUACUAUGGUGUGUUGGGGAGAGAUUUGGCUCACAUAUGCACAGACAGAAUGGCUUGUAAAAUUGGGUAUUUCACUCAUGAAGGUUUACCUAAGAAACAUCUUGAACCUGGUGUCUGUGCCGUAUGCGAUACAGCUUUGAUUCAUCAACAGGACCCAGACGAAGAUGAUGAGAAGACGCAUAAAUUGUCAUGUGGUCAUACGUUCCAUGAGUUCUGUAUUCGUGGUUGGGUAGUAGUGGGAAAACAACAGACAUGUCCAUAUUGUAAAGAAAAAGUUGAUUUAAAGCGAAUGUUUAAGAAUCCUUGGGAGAAACCCCAUCUGUUUUACGGUCAAUUAUUGGAUUGGAUACGAUAUUUGGUUUGCUGGCAACCCUUGAUCGUUACCGGGGUUCAAUACCUCACAAAUUUUUUGGGAUUAGAAUAG